Molecule: messenger RNA, 708 nt
Organism: Aspergillus oryzae RIB40
Lineage: Eukaryota; Fungi; Ascomycota; Eurotiomycetes; Eurotiales; Aspergillaceae
Exons: 1
Coding region: 1-708 (235 amino acids)
Source: RefSeq, a predicted model, not a curated record
AUGCCCAGUCUUCUAUAUGUAUCAUCCGUACUCCUAGCCACGUCGUCUGCCACAGUGACAUACCUCUAUUUCCUCCACCGUUCUCUUGGAGAUCGCAUCCACCACGAGUUUCACCAGAGCGAACUCCCUGAUUCUGUUUCUACGAUCCUAUCGCUUCCUGUAGAGGUCUCUCGUGGAGAAUACCGCACAUUCUAUGACCAUGCUUCCCGUCGCGUCGCGCGCAAACUACUUCCGGCGCAAAAGUUAGAAGACUUGUUCACACUACUCCUACGUCGCAAUAUGACAGCCUUCUCUCGAUUUCCACAAGCCUGGAUACUAAGAUUGACUGUCCCACCUGCAGACCGCAUAACCUUCCAUGCAUCUCAUAUCCAAUCACUCCAGUUCAAAGAAGGCGAUCUCGUCUGUGGACUUUACCGUGUCCAGGAACGGACACCUAGUAAAGCCGUGCUUGAAUUGCUGUUCAAAGGGGAGGUCAGCGGACGGAUGGUUAUUCGAUUCUGGGAAGAUGGCGAGGAUGUUGUUUUUUGCACGGAGACGAUCAUGUGGACAAGGAAGGUAAACGCCGGACAAGGAAAGAGAGUUAUUGUGCCGCUAGAGAAUCCUAUGUUGAAGUUCCUCCAUGAGAUGGCUGCAUGGUGGUUGAUUGAUUCUGGUGUCACUUAUCUGCUGGAUCUUAAAGGAAAUUCACCGUUGGAGGCGUCAAGUUAA